Molecule: messenger RNA, 816 nt
Organism: Colletotrichum lupini
Lineage: Eukaryota; Fungi; Ascomycota; Sordariomycetes; Glomerellales; Glomerellaceae
Exons: 5
Coding region: 1-816 (271 amino acids)
Source: RefSeq, a predicted model, not a curated record
AUGAUCCACGGUGAAUAUGGGGGGCCCCCCUUUUUGAAUGUUUCCAGUUUUUCCCGUCUCGCCAAACACCCAACACUCGAAGAGUUCUCGUCCGAGACGAUUGAGGUAUCCAUGGAAUGGCCCGAGUUCAAUGUCCAUGGCAGCAUUUGGAAGGUUCUCAGGGCGUUCAAAGUGGGAUGCGGGACCCCCGGGCCAGGGCACCUUGCGGCAACGGGCCAAUCCGCGGGCGUCAUUUGCAAAUCAGGGCGCUGUACCCCGCGUUCACAGGUCUUCCGUCGCCGGGACCCACUGCUGGCUGGAGCUGGCGCCUCCGAUCAUCGGACACUUGGAACUUUUUCGUCCCAAAGCCUCACCCACGUAGUAGUCACAUGGGAAAAAAAGGGUUCGAGGUACCUGCGGUUUGCGGGCACUUUUGCAAGAGGGGCGGGCGGGCGUCUCUUAUUACGGAGCAAUUUGAUUCAGGUGUUCCCAACUCUAAGCAGAGGCAAGCACCGACCUCAGACACAACAGAGGGACGAAGGCCUCCUGGUCCGGCAGAUACAUAUUGAGCUGCUCUUCCCCCACACCCCUGACCACACCUCUCCUCCGACUCAGGAUUUUUCUACGUUUUCUACUUUUUUUUCCCUCUCUUCCCUUUCCAAACGCUUCUCCUCCCAACGAACCAUCUUCUCAUCUCUCUCUCACCAAACCCUCUCCCUCUCCGUCAUCCACUACCUAGACUCCCAAUCACCAUACAAACAGAGAAGCUUGGGAACCACCACCCUCGCAACACCCAACCAGGUCCCUUCAAUUGAGGCCGACCUGACCUGCUUUUGA